AUGAAUUUCGUGAUUGGUAUGUCUUGUACUUUGCAGGCUUUCUUGAAGCGAACAAGACAGAAUGGGCAAAUUUUAAAAUACGAUGUGCAUUACAAAGAAUCCUGAGUGGGUGCGGUGGAUUUAGCACUUAAAGUUGACCAAAAUAGGCUGUUUCAAAGUAAAUAUACACGCCAAGUUAAAGUGCGUCCAGUGUUGAACUAUCAAUGUAUAGAAGUACUUUUAUCUGCUGCACAUCCUUCCAUCCUAAGAAUUAUGAUAAAAUUUGUGGAAGGAGGGAUUCAUCUAGUUUAUUUUCCCAAAUAAAUAAAAUAAACAUUUGGGAUUUUAUUUGUAGUAAAUUACAUAUAAACGGACAGCAUUUUCUUGUUUAUGCGUAGGUUUUGCCCAAGAAGAGGAUCUGCCAUUAUCAGACGGACUGGGAGAUAACGUUGUCACCUCAUUGGACUCAUGCACAUGGGUGCGCGUGAGCCUUCCAGAGCAGCUUACGGUAGUGCAUUCAUGAAUAUGUGUUAGGAAUGAAGUAUCAUUAAUUUGAAUAUGUGUUUAAUCCACUUAUGGAUCAUUUUAAUAAGUAACUAAAACCACAAUUUACUUUACGAUGCAUACUAAUAAAUUAUCGGGUAGCACAAAUUAUGAAAGCCUUUUUCUCAGAUUGGUUUUCAGUAAAUGUGACUAAUUAUAAAAAUUGCUAUCUAUAUUUUAAGGAUAUUUAAAAAUUCAAAUGAUAUUGCUAGAUAAUGCACAAAGGGAUUUUUGACGUUGCUUUGCUCUGCUACAUUUCCGGGGCAGUGGAUUCGAUCUGUAUUUGCCCUCGAUGGAAUAAUAUACUUUUUUCUAGGACAUACACUUGAAUAACCUUCAUCUUCCCUGCAAUAAUGUGUCAUGCAAGGCCACAGUCAAUGAGUCAAUUACAGUUAACUACUCCCAGGCAAACGGUAUGCGGUUUGUUCUAUGAUUAUUUUUAUUUCUAACCUUAACAAGAAUAUGAUUUUUCCCGUUAUACCAUUUACAAAAUGAUAAAGAACGUUAAACAAAAAACCGAAUAAAACACAUCGCAUGAAUAUGCUGGAAAAAAGCCAUUCAUGCAUGCAACAAAAAGCACAAGAUAUUAGCCAAAAGAGAAUCGAUCAGAUUUGCGGAGAAUGGGCUCGAAAUCAUAGUAAAGCGAUUUGGACCACGGGAUUCAGUUGUUUUUCGAAAUUUGAUUUUUGACUUCUCAUUGCCAAGACCUCUACGUAACACGAGCAGACAACUGUCCUCGCGUUUGGGCGGAUCUUAAAUGUAAGUAUCUGAAGACUGGCAGGCGCCUUAUGCGUGGGCCGAUUAAAAAAUGUUACGGUCUUCAAAUGUCUGUCUUGUGUUGAUCGGUGAACCAUUAUUAAAUGGUUUUGCCUUCAACCGUACAUGAACCCCAUAAGCAAACUUUCUUUACUUUGUUUAGUUGAGUUGGUAUUUGUAAUGCCCAGGUGAAAAAAACCUUUGUCAAUGUACGUUUGUGCCAACUGGAUGUGAUCUCAUAGAUUCCUAUAGACCUUUUCUCUCCGUUUUACACUAAAUGCUUACCAGUCAUUUUAAAACAAACAUUUUGGCCAAGUUUAAUUUCCUGGGUGGUCACACACAAAAUAUUUCUUUCUGAUAUAAUUAUACAGACGCAAUUUGGGGUGCAUUCUUCUCAAAACUCCCCAUAAUACUAAAGAUAGCCUCUUCUCAUAACGGAACCUAUGCGUAGGAGCAUCCAAUGAACCAAACCUAUGAUUUCAUUUGUUCAUAGAAGGAAAAUGAACUCCUCGACGUAGCUUCUAUAUGGCACUGACCACCAGCUGGCAAUGUCACAUACAUACAAGUCUUGUAUGCUGAAUACCACCUAAUACGGAUGCUCCGACAUGCUUCGUCCUUUAUUUCGGCAUGAAAUUGUCCACAAAGUCUUGCCUGCAAAAGCACCAUCGAACAGUUCAUUUAAAUGUCAUUGGCCGUCGUUAGUAAAUGGCUAACGUAUCUCGGUGUCAGCUUUAUCUCAGACGAAGAUUCAGACGUGUCCUCAAGCACUAUGUUGACUGCUUCACGAAAGAACAUAGGUGAAUAGUGAUCUUAAGACCACCAAAAUCAUUCUCUUAUUAGUUAACCAUUCCUCAGAAAACCGUAGUAAUUUCAGUGGUAGAGCAAUUAUAUGUGUGUCCACCAACGCCAAAAUGUAGGCAUAUGCAUGACUUUGGAUAUGGCAUUUCUCUUGAGUCUAGUAGCAUAAUUUCCGAUGGUUAGCACUUUUUGUCACGCCACUGUACAGCCCUCUGUUCCUUCUCAGCAUCUGGUUUACGGCGAUAUUUCCUAAAAUCGUAGAGCAAUGACUGCAUACUGUUUGAACCAUUAUGGUUUGACAUGAUUUGAGAUAGACUUCAUUUAAACUCCUUAUUUUAACAUGCAGAUGUAAUUUCGCGAAGCAUGCGCGCAUACAUCAUUGCACAGUCAGUGUAUGGUGCUGCUUAUCGGAGGGCGUCUUCUACUUAGUUCAAUUAGAAUUACAUUAGAUUCAUGUGCUACGAACGCCUGAGAAGCAACCUAAUAGACUAAAACUUGCAAUUGACAAUGUAUUUGUCUGAGAAAUCUUUCGAUUCUGUCGAAUUUUAGAUGGAAAAAACUAUGAAGUGCAAGCUCAGAUCUGUAAACCUGAGGAAUACUUUCGAAUCGGAUGGCAGGUAAAGCAGUUUAAUCGCUCGGGACGAACAACACUCCUUACACAAUUCAUUGUACCCGAGAACAACUGGUCAAUAAACAAUAUAUGUAAGUGCUAUUUUGAUAAUGUAGAAAAUAAAUCAUUCCCUUCCCAAAGUAUGUUAGACAAGAAGUGUUUCCUGUUUUAGGUUGUAUUCAACCGCAAUAUUCUAUACCACUGAUUCGAACUAUCAAUGAAAGUUCCCAAACAAUGGUGACAUGCGCAAUUCGGAAAUCAUUGUGCAAUACAAGCGAAAGUGUGAGCUGCAGUUAAUGAUCCUUGCACUUGCCAAAUAAUCAAAAAGAAAUAUUCCUAUGAGUUUUUUGUGUUUGAAUAGAGUCUUGUGUUCAUACAACGAGACCAUAAAACAUGCAGUAAAUGAUUUAUCAGCGGAUUUUUUUACUAUAUUUUACAAAUAAAUCCAUUUACUGAUCACCUGUAGUAGGCAGAGCUUAGGUAACACUCGGAAUUAACUUUCAGUGA
Molecule: messenger RNA, 3193 nt
Organism: Spirometra erinaceieuropaei
Lineage: Eukaryota; Metazoa; Platyhelminthes; Cestoda; Diphyllobothriidea; Diphyllobothriidae
Source: the annotation of a GenBank genome assembly